ACUGGCGCUCUCCAACCUCACAACCCACUCCAACACAGUUAUUCUAUCAACAAAUAUUCCCUACAAAUUCUAAUCGUCAAGAAACGAUUCCCUUCGUUGAGCUUGCCCUCCGUGCUGGGAAUGCCAUCCUUCGUAACCGUGGCAGCUCUUGUUGCCGUACUCCAUGAGCAUACCAAGCAGUUUUCGACACACUACUCUGUCGAACGUGGCAUGUCAGCGUCUCAAUCCAUCACUUCAAUAGACGCCCGACCAGCAGUCGUUGAAACGAGCAAGCAGCAACCGGCAUUCAUUGACCGCCCAUUGAACCUCGGCUAGUCAUAUUUGUCACUUGCGCAGCGGACAAUCGCGAACAAAUGUACCGAUCGGGCCAGAAUAUUCACCCGCAUUUAACUGGUCCGCUCUUUGAACGUCGGCGGGUAACAUUAACUGAUUCGGAAGGAAGGCCCUCCCCACUUCACCUGACGUCCUUCUGUCGGCGGCCACUCGUACACCCAUCCAUCUUGAGGUGUUCCUUGAUCCGUACUAUGACUCCGUCCCCGGACGACGCUGGGCCUCUCCCUCUCGUGUAUAUGUCAAGGUUUCAUAAGCAGAUUGUCCGCUUAUUUCGUAUCCCGCGACUCUCGUUCGCUAGAGUUACUCUAAUCCACCGCCAUGCAUCGCCCAUUAUCGAGAUGAGGCUACUCAACAGGUUGCAUGUGACCGUGGACGCAAGAUUUGCCCCUUGAUCAACCUCUCGGACGCACGUCAUGGACACACCACAUCGAUAUUCGGAGGGCAUGUCGACCACGACAUAUAAUCUGUGUCGGUGGCGGUAUGAUUUCUAAUAGGAUACCCAAAGUGCGACAUCUGUAUUCGACCUUUAUGAGGACGUUCAUUGGGAAGAAGAACCAUGUCUGAUGGAGCCUCUCUUUCAUCGGCAUGCGAAUAGCAUUGCGGGCUCUCCGUAUGUCUCCCUUCGGAAGUAGUGGACCGUCGACGAGUUCUCGCUGGAUGCGGAAGUCUGGGAAUUGGCGACGAAUCAAGUGAAGGCAUUGGAGGAAUAUCCCAAAGUAUCUCGUCGGAGGUAUAUUCAUUCCGGAUUCUGGGGUGUGACAGCUCUUGUUCGAGCGGAGCUAUGCUUGUCUUACCGCGAGCGUGCACCAGACUUGGGACCAUGCCUUCUGGUCACCGUCGUACAAUUGAAUUUUGAGUUUCGACAAGGUGGUUCGAAUCAUGCAUGAUUUCGGCACGCUUGGUAAGUUCAGCGCAUUGCGAAUCGUCUCUGCAAGUGAGAACCCCCCGACACUUGCGGCGGGACGCUGGAUCAUUGUGCAUACAGGAUCGUCUCUGCGGACGGGGAACUCUACGGACCCAUGCUGCAAGAAUCGUCUCUGCGAGACCGCUGGUCGGCCGGCCCGCGCAUUGAGAAGCGUCUCUGCGGACAGGGAACUCGGCCGGCCCACGCAUUGAGAAGCGCCUCUGUGGAUGGGGAGAACUCGGCGGAACCACGCUUCAAGAAUCGUCUCUGCGGACAGGUUAGGUACGUGUUUGAGGCAAUUGCAAUGACAUGUAGCAAGCAACGACGACUUGGAGUCUACUCGGAGUAGGUCUUCCCGCUCGCUCCCGUACUGGUGAAGUUCGAGUUUGACAAAGUACGGGCUUGAAAGAUACGGUCCUUGCUGGUUAGGGUUAGGUACGUGCUUGGACGGCAAAACGCAGUGACACGCAGCAAGCAGCGACGACUGGGAGGGUAUCGCGAGUAGGCCUUCCCGGUCGCCCCCAUCUUAGUGGGGUUCGAGUCGGUAAGUGCACAUUAGUGCAGAAUAUCACGUGACUGCAUGCGGUCGGCUGGAUGAGGGAGGAGAUGUCACGUGAUAUUCUGCACCAAUGUGCACUUACUGUACGUGCUAGCUUAUCAGAAAAACCUAAAGGCUCAAGUUCGGAUCCCGAGUGAAGGCAGUGCGAACCAGUCAAUGACGGCCGCGAUGAUGUGGAAGGCCGCGCAAGAAACAGUAUGUACCAUUGCCGAAAGGGAAACGCGUAGUGCCAGGAUUGCUUGCAGGUAAUCAUCUGCGCGGGCCUGAAAAGGUUAGCGCACGGCACUUCUCGCAGGUAAUCGUCUGCGCGGGCUUGAAAAUGGCUAGUGCAUUACAUUUGGAUGCAAGAGGGUGAACCGAUUGAACACAUGCAAUCGGAACCCAAUAAACCCUUAAAUAUAGUCUUGUGCUGCGAAACGCAAAUCCUCGGAGCGAUGACCAGAAGACGCAGUUGUAGAAUAGAACGCGCAGGUAAGAAUGAGCUAUGACUCUCUACGCGGACUUUGCAGGGUUCUAGACAUGCGAAUCCAAAGAGUCGCAUCACCGGCAAGAAAUUUAAGAAGACAGCGGCCUACAACUGAAGCGGUUAGCCCACUGCGACGCGGAUGGGAUCGCACGGCAACCCACCCAUAGAUGGGCCCCUCACGAUCCUCUAAAAAUCAGAGAAGGAGGAGGAUGGAAACGACCGACGGCUGUAUACGCACCGCGGCCCGAAAAGUUGGUUAUCCUGUUUGUCGUGCUUGUUUAUAAGGUAAGUCUUACAGUGCGUCUCUGAUGAUCGGGACGAAUAUCAUGGAGCUUGAGGUACGUAAAAAACUAUAGACUGUAAUCCAUAGUGUGACGCAGACGCUGGAUCGGCAAACUGUCCCCUCGUCAUGGUAUCCCUCCUUCGUAGCCUCUUCAGAGGUCGCGCCACGGGAGGUUGUAUUACCACUCCUCGGGGGCCUCUCCGGAGGUGACGGGAUGGACGGUCAACCGCAAAGCGCAGUUUUUGCGAUCUGCUGGCGCAUUGUGUCGCAACCCGUCAUCACCCGGGGGUCGUGCGGUUUACCCCUCAGGGUGAGUCCUCAUGAUGAGUCCUCUGUCCGCGGAUGCUGGCGGAGGACAUCUAAAAGAUAAACAUUCAAGUCUUGGAUUGUGAAGCGAAUUUUCGUGGAACGAAUGCGUGAAAGAACCCCAGUCAUGCCGUUACGGGACGCCCUUUGGAAUACUGCUCUGGCAGGACAAAACAUCUUGAAACCUAUGAUGUUCCUGCUGCAUUAUUGCAUUUGUAAAAUUGGGCGUUCCGUGAGGAAGACAGCGCGUUACUGUGAAUGUGUCGUGCAUGGUAGUUCUCGUUGAGGAAUUGUGAAGAUGCACGUUAUCUGCAGAAUAGAUACUAUUCAAUGUUGGUGACUUGCACAAAAUGUCUAUGCAGGCUGCCAAUAACACAUGUUUGCAAUGCAUUGCGAGGUAAACAGAGACAGAAUGACAAAGCA
Molecule: messenger RNA, 3274 nt
Organism: Spizellomyces punctatus DAOM BR117
Lineage: Eukaryota; Fungi; Chytridiomycota; Chytridiomycetes; Spizellomycetales; Spizellomycetaceae
Exons: 2
Coding region: 354-725 (123 amino acids)
Source: RefSeq, a predicted model, not a curated record